Carassius carassius (crucian carp) is the source of this 3138-nucleotide messenger RNA. Its product is annotated as carcinoembryonic antigen-related cell adhesion molecule 5-like. Gene Ontology annotation, molecular function: transmembrane signaling receptor activity. Bases 94 to 2775 code for a protein of 893 amino acids. The record is from RefSeq and is a predicted model, not a curated record. The transcript has 18 exons. Gene Ontology annotation, biological process: cell surface receptor signaling pathway. Lineage: Eukaryota; Metazoa; Chordata; Actinopteri; Cypriniformes; Cyprinidae.
UCUCUUCUUGAAGUGUGAAACGACUGUUUAAACACAGGAAGUGUCUGUUUUAGUGCACACAGCACUGUUAAAACUGACUAUUAAAGUGUCAGUAUGGGGUCCAGCGCACUGCUUCUCAAACUCUUGCUGAUGUCCCUCAUCUACUCUGGACUCAGUCAAGGUGAAACAAACGAUACUGGAACCUUUCAAGCUUUACCCAGAUCUACUCUGACUGUGACUCCAGACAGUCCUGUAUUCACUGGAGAGAAAGUCGAUCUGAAGUGUGUGAUUGAGUCUGAUCACAGUGACUGGAAAUAUGAGUGGUGGAAAGGAAACUCAAACAUUCAAGUGUCUCAGCGUUACACUGAAAACACAGACACUCUCACUAUUGAAGGAUCUGAAUCAUCUGAUGCGGGUCAGUACUGGUGUAGAGGACACAUAGAAGGAAGAUCAGUCUCAACACAAUCAAGCUCUGUUUCUCUCUCAGUGAAGGAGAGACCAGAAGCUGUAGUGAAGGUGUCUCCAGAUCAGCGUGUGUUCAGAGGAGAGACAGUCACUCUCACAUGUGACAUACAGAGAGGAGGAGUCAUUCAGUGGAGAUACAGCUGGUUUAAAGAUGGAGACACUCGCUAUCCAUACAGAACAACAACAACAGCAGAGAUCAGUUUCACAGCUGAAGUGUCUGACAGCGGUGAAUACAGCUGUAGAGGAGAGAGAUCAGACUCACAGACAUCACACACCAGUGCUGCUCUUACACUGACUGUAUCAGAUUUACCCAGAUCUACACUGACUGUGACUCCAGACAAAACAGUAUUCACUGGAGAGAGAGUGAGUCUGACGUGUGUGAUUGAGUCUGAUCACAGAGACUGGAGAUAUGAGUGGUGGAAAGGAAACACAUACUACACUUCAAUAUUUCAGUCGUCUGAGCGUCACACUGUAAACAGAAACACUCUCACUAUUGAACGAUCUGAAUCAUCUGAUGCGGGUCAGUACACGUGUGGAGGACAGAGAGAUAAAAGACCAAACUCAUCACAAUCAAGCUCUGUUUAUCUCUCAGUGACGGAUUUACCCAGAUCUACUCUGACUGUGACUCCAGACACUGCUGUAUUCACUGGAGAGAGAGUGAGUCUGACGUGUGAGAUUGAGUCUAACAGAGACUGGAGAUGGAGAAAUGGCCUGACAGACCGGAGAUAUGACUGGACACCUGACUGGAGAUAUGAGUGGUGGAAAGGCAGUGUAAAGUUACAGUCGUCUGAUCGUCUCACUGUAAACACAGACACACUCACUAUCACAGCAGUAACUACAUCUGAUGCGGGUCGGUACACGUGUAGAGGACAGAGAGAUAAAAGACCAAACUCAUCACAAUCAAGCUCUGCUGUUUCUCUCUCAGUGACGGAUUUACCAACAUCUACUCUGACUGUAGAUCCAGAGAGUCCUGUAUUCACUGGAGAGAGAGUGAGACUGAAGUGUGUGAUUGAGUCUUUCAGUGACUGGAGUAAGAGAAAUGGCCUGAGAUAUGACCAGAGCUAUUACUGGAGAUAUGACUGGACAUCUGACUGGAGCUAUGAGUGGUAUAAAGGCAGUGCAAAGUUACAGUCGUCUGAGCGUUACACUGUAAACACAGACACACUCACUAUCAGAGCAGUAACUACAUCUGAUGCGGGUCAGUACACGUGUAGAGGACAGAGAGAUAAAAGACCAAACUCAACACAAUCAAGCUCUGCUGUUUCUCUCUCUGUGACGGAUUUACCCAUAUCUACACUGGUUGUGACUCCAGACAGUUCUGUAUUAACUGGAGAGACAGUCAAUCUGACAUGUGUGAUAGACUCUAAUCACAGUGACUGGAAAUAUGAGUGGUAUAAAGGAGGAAACAACAGUGUAAAGUUACAGUCGUCUGAGCGUUACACUGUAAACAGAGACACACUCACUAUCAGAGGACUGAAUGAGUCUGAUCAGGAUCAGUACACGUGUAGAGGACAGAGAGAUGGAAGACCAAACUCAACACAGGAGAGUGAACGAAUAAAUCUGUCUGUUAAUGUCUCAGCAGCUUUAUCUUCUCUUCUGGUCACUGGUGUGGUUGUGGGAUCGAGUGUUUGUCUGUUGUUCUUCCUCUCACUGCUGCUGAUGUGGAGAUACAAGAAGAACAAAGAUCAACAGCGUAACAUUAACCAGACAUCAGUCCCAAAUCAAUCUGCUCAAUCUCAACUGGAUAACUUUCCUCUACAGUCUGCAGAUCCUGAUCACAUUUAUGAUGACGUGACUACAGUGAAAAAUAGAGAUAAAGAUGAUUCAGAGCCCUUGGCAGAUGUCACAUAUUCAGAGGUUAAGAAAAAGAUGGACAAAGAAGACACCAUUGCAGAUUCAAAUAAUGUGACAUACUCAGAAGUUGGAAAAAGAGUAAAGAAAUGCAAAAGUAAAGAUAUUAAUACUGCAGGACCCAGUGAUUUGACUUACGCAGAGAUCAAUAUACAGGACAAGAAGAAAACCAAAGGCAAAGGUGCUGGACUUUCUGAUGUUCUGAUUGAAAUGAAAUCUAAGGAAAAACACAGAGGGAAGAGCAGUGAGUCUGGAGACACUUUGUACUCUGAACUGAAGCAGAACACAGAUAGAGAUGCUGUUGCUGGAGUUGGUGAUACAACUUAUGCUCAAUCUAUUAGGAAGAAGAAUAAAACAUAUGCUGUUGCUGAAGUUGAGGAUGCAACUUAUGCUCAACCUAUUAUGAAGAAGAAUAAAAAACGUAAGAAUUUGCACUUGUUCCUGCAGAUUGUGGCACAUAUUGAAUAUUUUACAUUAUAAAUAUGUUUUAAGUGAUUCAGUUCAGUUGCGUGAGUAUCAGAUUAAUCAUGAUCUUAGAACAGUAAAUCAUCAGAAGAAUGAGCUCAAAUCAGAGGUGUCUGUUAUUCACAUCUCCUGUAUAAAUCAUCAUCUUUGAUCUGUUUAAAGGUCCCUGAGUUCAGAGAAGACACCAGACGACUAAAAGAGAUCCACACCAGCAGACACAGUAACGCUUGCAUUGCUUAAGAAAUGAAUCUGAGUAACCGGCUUAUGCACAUGCUUGAAAUACUUUAGAGAUAUGCACUGUAUUAUCUGUACACAUUUUAUGUAAGCAAACAAAUAUCUAUAAUAUUUAGUACAAUAUUUUCUCCAGUGAGCACUUAU